Molecule: messenger RNA, 1497 nt
Organism: Ananas comosus (pineapple)
Lineage: Eukaryota; Viridiplantae; Streptophyta; Magnoliopsida; Poales; Bromeliaceae
Product: telomerase Cajal body protein 1
Exons: 13
Coding region: 18-1316 (432 amino acids)
Molecular function (GO): protein binding
Source: RefSeq, a predicted model, not a curated record
AGCGAAGAAGUGUUGUGAUGGGAGCAGCAGAAGAGCCGCAAACGGAGCCGGAAGGAGGAGAAGUAGCAGAAGAUGAGGCGUUUGAAUCAUCAGACUGUCCGGGCGCGAAGGAGGAGGUCGCUGCCGGCUCGGCGGCCGCGUGGCCGGCGCUCGGAUUCGACGUCCCACCUUCCAGGGUCUACCAUUUCUGCCGCCAGUUCAUGUCGGGCGCCCCCAACCCCAACCCCAACCCCAACCCCAAACCCAACCCCAACAGCAGCAGCAACAACAACAACUUCCUCAAAGGGGUAAAGUGGUCUCCCGACGGCUCCUCCUUCCUCACCAGUUCCGACGACAACACGCUUCGUUUGUUCUACCUUCCGGAAGAUGCUUGUAGUGCAGAGCACAAUGCGGCUGUAGACGAGGAAGAUUCUUAUGUUGCCAGUCUUAUCGUGAAAGAGGCUGAGUCCGUGUACGAUUAUUGUUGGUAUCCGUACAUGUCUGUAUCAGAUCCAGCCACUUGCGUGUUUGCAAGCACUACGCGUGACCAUCCUAUUCAUCUUUGGGAUGCUAUUACUGGUGAGCUUCGUUGCACAUAUAGGGCGUAUGAUGCUAUGGAUGAGAUAACAGCAGCACUCUCACUAUCUUUCAACCCCUCCGGAACAAAGCUUUUUGCCGGAUACAAUAAAGCAAUAAGAGUAUUUGAUGUACAUCGUCCUGGCCGAGAUUUUGAACAAUAUUCUUUGCUCAAAGGCAAGGAAGGGCCAUCAGGUAUUGUAUCUUCAAUCUCCUUUUCUCCGACGCACAGUGGAGUGCUUGCUGUGGGUUCAUACAGCCAAACCACAGCAAUAUAUGCAGAAAGUAAUAUGGAGCCUUUAUAUGUUUUACAUGGCCAACUAGGGGGUGUUACACAGGUCCUUUUUUCAAAAGAUGGGAACUAUUUAUAUACUGGAGGACGGAAGGAUCCUUAUAUAUUAUGUUGGGACAUCCGCAACACUGUGGGCAUUGUUUACAAGUUGUACCGAUCAUCUGAUAAUACAAACCAAAGAAUAUCAUUUGAUAUUGAGCCUGGUGGUCGACACCUUGGUACUGGUGGACAGGAUGGUCUAGUUCACAUAUAUGACCUUCAAAGUGGUCAAUGGAAAAUAGGCUUCCAAGCUGCAUCAGAUACCGUCAAUGGGUUUACUUUUCAUCCAUAUUUACCGUUGGCCGCAUCAUCAUCUGGAAACCGAAGAUUUGACAUGCUAGACAAUUUUGAGGAGAACACAAUUUUGGCCGGUGAUGAGAAUUGUGCCUCCAUCUGGAUGUUCUCUUGUUCCGCGCAAGUUGACUAUUAGUGUUGAAAAUUCGGUUCAAGCUAUCUCGAUUCAUGUGCUGCAUUCAGUUGCGUUCGCAAUCCUUCUUUGAUUUAUGAUGUAGGUUCACCUCUUUCCAUGUGUGGUGCUCUCUUGCUCUCAUUCAGUAACUAUAAUCCUUUUUCGUUCUUCCCUCUCUUGUUAUAUAUAUAUAUAUAUAUAU